Blepharisma stoltei is the source of this 488-nucleotide messenger RNA. NCBI's taxonomy places the organism in Eukaryota, Ciliophora, Heterotrichea, Heterotrichida, Blepharismidae. The record is from the annotation of a GenBank genome assembly.
AUGAAUCAAAUUAACUCCAAUGCCACAGGCUGAUUCACGGUGCAGCAGUGUAAUAUUUGAUGAUAUAUUUUGAUUUCUGGGUAUAUCAAUAGAAAUCUUUUGUUAUAUUCAAUUGAUAUUGACUCUUUCUCAAUAAUUUCUAGUGCAUUUACAAAGUAUAAAAGAAAGAUCCUGGUAAAUGCAGAGAGGAGAUUGUAUUUGAUUGAGUCUAAGAAUGGAUCAAUUUAUGAGAGCAAAAUUGGAAGCCUCAUUGAUUGGACACAAAUUGCAAACUCAAUAAUUGAUUUUAAUCCUUCUCAAGUAUAUUGUUUAUACAAUAAAGGAGCAAUAUAUAUAUAGCUGUUUAUAUCUUAUAAUAAGACACACUAUGCCAUGGUUUACUAAAGCAGCCUAGCUGACUCUUCUCGUGAUAAUUCUCGCUAAAGGUAUUAGUAAACUAUAUCGGGUGCAUUGACGAAGAUGAUGCCUUAUAUAUACUUCAAGCUUAA